AUGACGUCCAGCAGCAAGACAGUGUAUAUUGAAGAGAUCUUGCACAAUACGUUUGUGACCUUUGGCGAGAUCAGCGAUAUCCAGUUGCCGAAAGUCUCGGAAGGAGCGUCUGCGAACCGCGGCUUUGGGUUCAUUACCUUUACGCAGGAGGAUGCAGCGGAGGAUGCGAUUGAUAAUAUGCACUUGAACGAGUUUCGUGGCAAUGUGAUCACGGUCAAUGCGGCCAAGCCCCAGAGAAUCCAGACGGGCGAUGCAUGGCGGCCGAUUUGGGAGACCGAGGAAUGGAACCAAGAGUACGGCAACAAGCCAUUGCCUAGCCAGCCUGGGGCAUAG
Malassezia japonica is the source of this 333-nucleotide messenger RNA. Its product is annotated as peptidylprolyl isomerase. Lineage: Eukaryota; Fungi; Basidiomycota; Malasseziomycetes; Malasseziales; Malasseziaceae. Bases 1 to 333 code for a protein of 110 amino acids. The record is from RefSeq and is a predicted model, not a curated record. Gene Ontology annotation, molecular function: RNA binding. The transcript has 5 exons.